CCUCUGUCUGUCACAUCACUGCUAAGUGCUAACACAGCUUGAGCUAGCAAGGGGGCAACUUAGCCAUGAGCUAAAAUAUCUCCCUUGUCGUGUAUCCAAACUUCCCUUCAACGCGGCACCGACGUGAAGAAUUUCGCAGAAAGCGGGAUUACAAUUUAAGCCGUUGCUGCUGCACCUGGAAUUUCAUUUACACGUCCUUCAUUUCAAAAGCCUGACUUUUUCCCCGGAGCCAUGGCAGCUGCUAAACCCAAAGGGCAGAACUCCUUAGCCCUUCACAAAGUGAUCAUGGUGGGCAGCGGAGGUGUGGGCAAGUCAGCCCUCACGCUGCAGUUCAUGUACGACGAGUUUGUGGAAGACUACGAGCCCACCAAAGCUGACAGCUACAGGAAGAAGGUGGUGCUGGACGGCGAGGAGGUACAGAUCGACAUCCUCGACACGGCCGGACAGGAGGACUACGCCGCAAUCAGGGACAACUACUUCCGCAGCGGCGAGGGUUUCCUCUGCGUCUUUUCCAUCACGGAGUUGGAAUCUUUUGCGGCGACAGUAGACUUCAGAGAGCAGAUCCUACGGGUGAAGGAGGACGAGAAUGUCCCUUUCCUCCUGGUCGGCAACAAGUCUGACUUGGACGACCGGCGGCAGGUGAGUGCCGAUGAGGCCAAGGCCCGCGCCGAGCAGUGGGGGGUGUGCUACGUGGAGACUUCAGCCAAAACCCGAGCCAACGUGGACAAGGUGUUCUUUGACCUGAUGAGGGAGAUCCGGGCGAGGAAAAUGGAGGACAGCAAAGAGAAGAACGGGAAGAAGAAAAGCAAAAGUUUGGCCAAGAGAAUCCGGGAGAGAUGUUGUAUUUUAUAGUGGUAAAAGAAAAUCUAGCAAAAAGCCACAGAGCUGCUUUUCUGUACAUAUAUACAUUUCUCCCAUUUUUGAUUUCAUGCUCGCAACCUGAAUCUUGCUUUUUAACCAGAUUUCAUGACUGCAUGUCGGGGAGUAGUGAGGUCCAUUUACGCCAUUUCUAGAUCUUUUUCAUGUGCUGACACUCCAAAUGAUUCCGCCGAGUGUUUUGAAAUGAAACUAACAUGAUGUCGGUGUGUCUCAGUAGGUUCAUGGAGAAACAUGCGUCCAAAAGUCACUACUGGACUUUUCAUUGUUAUUAAUAUACUACAUAAUUCAACUCUUUUAAUUGCAUUACAUUUAUGGAGUCUUGCUGUGACUCACAAUGCAAUGCGUCCAAAAACGUAAACAUCUUACAGCAGGGAAGGGAUUCAUAUGGCCCAUUUCUGAGUAGAUCUUGUGUGAGAGGAAGGUGGGUGGGUUAAUCAUUUUGCAAUGCAGUAUACCAAAAAUUAUGGAAAGUGCCACUCCACAUAGCAACUGACGCUGUGGUCAAAGUAGGAAUUGCCACAAAACGCAUUUAAAAAUAUUCAACACUCUACUGCCGUCUGGUGGCAGUAUGGGGCCAUAUGAAUACCCUCUAUACUUUAUUUCAAAAAGUCCUCCCCCCCUCCUGAAUCCACUCAAAGGCACAAAUGUAGAGCAUGACCCUCAAAUCUCUUUUUUUUCCCCUCCAGUUGUGGUUCUAACAUUUCAUCAGUUUCGAACGUCGCCUAGAUGGUUACUGUCUAUCUCUGCGUUUUUAAUUUAUUUGUUGUUAUUCUAUGAAGUAAUCUCUGGUGCUCAAAUACAAAGCCAGUGGUGUAACACUACACUGGCACUUUGAAGUCAACAAAUAGAAGUGUGAACAUGCCAGUUUUUACGUUUUUUUUUGUUAUUGUGGAUCUUUCUCUUUGCUGUGUCUCCUAAUUGGGCGCACAUCAAAACACUACUGCGUGGAGGGACUUUAGGUCACUUAUUUAAAGAUUAAAAAAAAGGAAUGCCAGAUAGAAAUACGUUGAUUCAGUCACCAAAGAAAACUGCUCGCUACUAUAAAAACAAGUGCCCACUUUUCAAUUGAAGUGAACAACGAAUCUGGCGAAAGACGGAGGAGGGCUCCUUCGUCUUCUAUUAUUUCAUGUACAGUGCACGCCGCUGCCUACCUGUCCAUGUUGAAUGUGAACCAUCCCAUCUCGCUGUCACGUUUGCCCGGAGGCUGCCAAACAUGCUUCUACUAAGCCGAUCUUUUAACCUCGAAUGCCACAAUAACAUCUGAAUGGCACCUACUCUGUAAGCCAACAAUGAUGACUUCCUUCCAACACGUCAGUUUUAGCGACCAACACACACUGUGCACCUUCAUUCCCUUCCUUCGCUAAUGACUGAGCCGCAUUUAAUCAUACGUUAAGGCCACUAAUAUAAUAAGAUACACAGUAAUGGACUCUAUGCAACAAAACAGAUCCUUGUUUUCAUUUCAAACCCGCAAUUUUUAUUUGAAAUUCGGCCUUGACUGCGAGCUUUAUGUCUACAUGUACAGUCACUAAUGCAAAGAAUACUUGUGGUAUUUGCUAUUUAUUGACAAAGAAAAAGCACACAGUGGUGAGAGCGGUGAUGAGAUAUGACAUUUUGGAGGCGAGCCUAAAAUAUUUUGAAUGUUGUUUUUUUAAUUUUAUUUAAGGGCUAAUCUCUAGCACAAGAUGCCACGAUUGGUCCUCCAUCUUUAUAAAGUGCUGUGUGCUCUCAUUGCUAAAGCUCGUAAAAACAGUGAUCGCCAUAGUGCUUGCUGACAUUGGCUUGACUAUGUGUUCAGUUCUUUCCAUCGUUGAGCAAAUUCCCCUGCUGGGAAUUCAAAAGACGAAAUUGCCUUUUUAUAUUAAUACCCUAAAAAAAUAGAAGUAUCUAUACUGUAUAUGUCUGUGUGGUUGUUUGGAUGGUUGGCCAUCAUUUGUAAACGCUACCCUCUUUUUUGUUUUUUACAUAACCACUAAUGUAGCCUACCUGUCUUGAGUGCAAGAGGUGUUGACGCUUACAUUUCAAUUGUGUGUGUGUGUGUGUGUGUGUGUGUGUGUGUGUGUGUGUGUGUGUGUGUGAAAUGGCAAAUAAAGGUG
Messenger RNA from Nerophis lumbriciformis (worm pipefish), 2972 nucleotides. RefSeq names its product v-ral simian leukemia viral oncogene homolog Aa (ras related) (gene ralaa). Gene Ontology annotation, molecular function: GTPase activity; GTP binding. Gene Ontology annotation, biological process: signal transduction. Gene Ontology annotation, cellular component: membrane. NCBI's taxonomy places the organism in Eukaryota, Metazoa, Chordata, Actinopteri, Syngnathiformes, Syngnathidae. The record is from RefSeq and is a predicted model, not a curated record.